AUGAAUUAUCCAUUGGAUAAUGCCAAAUCUUGUCGAACUAAUAGAACUGGUAGUCAAAAUAAGCCUUCGGUAAUUUGUCAAUGGUGCGAUAGACUAGGGCAUAUGGUUAAUAACUGUUGGAAAAAGCAGAAUGAACAGCGUAACACGGGAAAUAAGCCCAGACCCACCUGUCAAAAUUGCAAUAAUUUUGGGCAUACCGCGAAAGAUUGUCGAUCUAACUCAAGGGCAAAUGUGGCAUCUAAAGACGCAGUAACGUGCCGUUAUUGCAAAGAGCAGGAGCAUCUCCUUGAGAAUUGCGAACUGCGAAUCGCAAGCAAUAAUCGAAGGAAAGCUAAUAGUUCGGGAAAUGCGGGCUCUCGAUGUCGGGUGUGCAGCAGGGAGGGUCCGGAAGGAUCUCACACCCGCCGGGAGCCCAAGAGACCAAAUGAGUAA
Solenopsis invicta (red fire ant) is the source of this 432-nucleotide messenger RNA. RefSeq names its product cold shock protein 1. The record is from RefSeq and is a predicted model, not a curated record. Gene Ontology annotation, molecular function: nucleic acid binding; zinc ion binding. NCBI's taxonomy places the organism in Eukaryota, Metazoa, Arthropoda, Insecta, Hymenoptera, Formicidae. The transcript has a single exon. Bases 1 to 432 code for a protein of 143 amino acids.